Zootoca vivipara (common lizard) is the source of this 1740-nucleotide messenger RNA. RefSeq names its product Wnt family member 6 (gene WNT6). Gene Ontology annotation, cellular component: extracellular region. NCBI's taxonomy places the organism in Eukaryota, Metazoa, Chordata, Lepidosauria, Squamata, Lacertidae. The record is from RefSeq and is a predicted model, not a curated record. Gene Ontology annotation, biological process: canonical Wnt signaling pathway; multicellular organism development; cell fate commitment. Gene Ontology annotation, molecular function: cytokine activity; frizzled binding.
GCUGAGGAGCAGCCGCUCGCCGGAGCCCGCUCGCCCUGUGCGCUCUCGCUCCGGCUCUCGCUGCGCCUCCGAGGGCGCACGGUGCGUCGCGCUGGAGAAGGGACCGGCGCCGGAACUGCCGGCCGCCUUCCAGCUCUUCGUCGCUGCCUGCCCCCACCCAGGAUGCUGCCCCCGUCCCGGACCCAGCUGGGGCUUUUCUUCAUCCUGCUCUGCCCGGCCAACAUCAUCGGGCUGUGGUGGGCAGUGGGCAGCCCAUUGGUCAUGGAUCCCAACAGCAUCUGCCGGAAGACCAAGCGGCUGGCUGGGAAGCAGGCUGAGCUGUGCCAGACGGAGCCUGAGAUCAUGCAGGAGGUGGCCAAGGGGGCCAGGCUGGGCGUGCGGGAGUGCCAGUACCAAUUCCGCUUUCGUCGCUGGAACUGCACCAGCCACAGCAAAUAUUUCGGCAAGAUCCUACAGCAGGAUAUCCGGGAGACAGCCUUUGUCUAUGCCAUCACAGCGGCCGGAGUGAGCCAUGCCGUCACCCAAGCCUGCAGCAUGGGCGAGUUGCUGCCAUGCGGUUGUGAGGCGACUCGGAGCCGGUCGCCUCCUCUUCCCCCCGCCAUCACAGGGUCAGAGGGCUCUGCUUGGGAGUGGGGCGGCUGCGGGGAUGACGUUGACUUUGGCUAUGAGAAAUCCCGCCAGUUCAUGGACGCUAAGCGUAAGCGUGGCAAGAGCGACAUUCGAACUCUCAUUGACCUGCACAACAACGAAGCAGGACGCCUGGCAGUGAAGAACCACAUGCGGACAGAGUGCAAGUGUCAUGGACUUUCAGGUUCCUGUGCGUUACGCACCUGCUGGAAGAAGAUGCCCCCUUUCCGGGAGGUGGGAGACCGCCUCCUUGAACGCUUUAAUGGGGCUUUUAAAGUGAUGGGCGGCAACGAUGGCAAGACACUAAUCCCUGUGGGAUGGAAUAUCAAGCCCCCGGACCGGCAGGACCUCAUCUACUCUGCCGACUCGCCUGACUUCUGCGUGGCUAACCGCAAGACGGGUUCGCUGGGCACGCGCGGACGAGUCUGCAACAGCACCGCCAUGGACAUGAGUGGCUGCGACCUGCUAUGUUGUGGGCGUGGCCACCAGGACGAAACACUUCUCCUGGAAGAGAACUGCCUUUGCCGCUUCCAUUGGUGCUGCGUGGUGCAGUGUCGGAAGUGCACAGUGCGCAAGGAACACAGCUUAUGCAUUUGAGUGGGUACAGAAAGGACACUGGGCAGGGAUGGCCCAGAGCAUGAGGGCAAGGAUGGUGCCCAACUUGCCACAGAAUCCAAAGACAGGAAGCAUAAUCAAGCCUGCUAUGGGUAUGAGGGGACAUGGAUCAUUCUGGACUGCCUUGGAUCCCCAGAGCAUGGAAAUAGAUUGUUUCUGAAACCUUGAUGCCCUGCAGUUUCCAGCACUUGUUGGCUAUAACCUCCUCUAUGGCAGGCCCUGUGCCGCCAUUACUCAUUGGCUGGACAUACACUCCUGAAGAUGGGAGACUGGUGUCAUCUGACAUUUUUCCAUCACCAUCCCCAGCAUCUUGGUCCUAUGUGGGUCUCUGACUAUAGGCCAUGCACAGUUUCCCUGGAGGGAAGUGUUGUGCCUCAUUUAUUAAUGGAUCUUUCCUGUGUUUGAGAGAACAACAGAGGUUUCCCUGAGCUUGACUGCUCACUCCCAAGGCUUCUUUGCCCCCCCUUCAUCUGGGGCUGCUGUUUCUCUCUGCAUUAA